Molecule: messenger RNA, 2151 nt
Organism: Mustela erminea (ermine)
Lineage: Eukaryota; Metazoa; Chordata; Mammalia; Carnivora; Mustelidae
Gene: HSD11B2
Product: hydroxysteroid 11-beta dehydrogenase 2
Exons: 5
Coding region: 177-1400 (407 amino acids)
Molecular function (GO): oxidoreductase activity
Source: RefSeq, a predicted model, not a curated record
CCGGGGCUCUUUAUAAGCUCGGCCCGAGGGCGAGCAGAGAAAGCGAGUGUCCCUCCAGUCCUUGGCCGGUGUUCUGCUGCACCCCGCGCCCCUCGCCCCGGCCCCCAAGUCCCUCUCCCUGCUCCCCAGCCCGGCCCCCGCCCCGGCCCAGCCCGGCCCAGCCCGGCCCAGCCGCCAUGGAGCGCUGGCCUUGGCCGUCGGGCGGUGCCUGGCUGCUUGUGGCGGCCCGCGCUCUGCUGCAGCUGCUGCGCGCAGACCUACGUCUGGGCCGCCCGCUGCUGGCGGCGCUGGCGCUGCUGGCUGCGCUCGACUGGCUGUGCCAGCGCCUGCUGCCCCCGCCGGCCGCACUCGCCGUGCUGGCCGCCGCCGGCUGGAUCGCGUUGUCCCGCCUGGCGCGCUCGCCGCGCCUGCCCGUGGCCACUCGCGCGGUGCUCAUCACCGGCUGUGACUCUGGUUUUGGCAAGGAGACGGCCAAGAAGCUAGACGCCAUGGGCUUUACGGUGCUGGCCACCGUGUUGGACUUGGACAGCCCCGGUGCCCUAGAGCUGCGCGCCUGCUGUUCCCCUCGCCUAAGGCUGCUGCAGAUGGACCUAACCAAGCCAGCAGACAUCAGCCGAGCACUGGAGUUCACAAAGGCCCACACCACCAGCACAGGCUUGUGGGGCCUGGUCAACAACGCAGGCUACAACGAUGUGGUGGCUGAUGUGGAGCUGUCUCCAGUGGCCACUUUCCGCAGCUGCAUGGAGGUGAACUUCUUCGGUGCGCUUGAGCUGACCAAGGGUCUCUUGCCACUGUUGCGCCGUUCUAGGGGCCGCAUUGUAACUCUGGGCAGCCCAGCAGGAGACAUGCCAUACCCGUGCUUGGCCGCCUAUGGGGCUUCCAAAGCGGCCAUGGUGCUGCUCAUGGACACAUUCAGCUGUGAACUCCUGCCCUGGGGGGUCAAGGUCAGCGUCAUCCAGCCUGGCUGCUUUAAAACAGAGUCGGUGCGCAAUGUGGGCCAGUGGGAGCAGCGCAAGGAGCUGCUGCUGGCCAGCCUGCCCCAAGAGUUGCUCCAGGCCUACGGCGAGGACUACAUCGAGCACUUACAUGGGCAGUUCCUGCACUCACUGCGCCUGGCACUGCCAGACCUCAGCCCGGUGGUAGAUGCCAUCACCGAUGCACUGCUGGCGGUUCAGCCACGACGCCGCUACUACCCGGGCCAUGGCCUGGGGCUCAUGUACUUCAUCCACUACUACCUGCCUGAGGGCCUGCGGCGCCGCUUCCUGCAGACCUUCUUCAUCAAUCACUGUCUGCCAAGAGCACUGCGGCCCGGCCAGCGGGGCUCCACCCCAGCUCAGGAUGCAGCCCAGGACCCUGGCCCGGACCCAGACCCAGGCCCUUCCCCCGUGGCAGCCCAGUGAGCAGUGCCCACAGAUGGCCUAGCUGCUUCGGCAGAGGAGGUCCCAGGAGCCCUUGGCCCUCCCCAGGCAUUGUGACCCCCCGAGCCUGCCCUAGAGCCUGGCCUUAAGGACCCUAGCCCUCCCCACUUGAUCAGUGCCCCAGGCCAGGCCUGGUGAAGCUGAGGCUUCCCAAUAAGCCUCCAGGCCUCUCUACUGCUUCAUGAGCCCACACAGACCCUCCUGGGCGCAAGGUUCCACCAUGGAGCUGGGAGAACCCAGCUGGAUGGGGAGCUCUGUGCUAGACUUAGCUGUAGACUUCGACAGGAUCCCGCAGACAAUGUUUCUGCAAACUAAGGAGUGACUGGGUGGGGUGGGGACCCCCCUCAGGAUUUUUUUGAGGCACCAGUGCCUCAGUGCUGCAAUUCAAAGGGUGAAUCCUGGUUCUUGACUGGCUCAAGAAUUAGGGCCCUGACCACCCACCCCAACCCCCCCAGCCACAGGCAGGCUGCUGCCCCCACUUGCCUGACUGCCACCUUUUAAAUACAGAUUUUUAUUUCUCCUAGAAUGGAAAAAUGCUGUGUGGGGAUGGGGUGACUACCUGGAUGACAGGUUGUGGUUUGGUGACAGAUGGGGACAGCCUGGGCAACCCCUGCUGGUUAGCAUGGGCUGAGGCUCUGGGCACAGGGUCCGUGGUUCACACUGAGUUACCCCUUCACUGACUGGGGGAAGAUCAUUUAUCCACAGAUUUGGGCUUCCUCAUAGUGAAAUGGGG